AACAAAGUACACAAAGUGAAGGACUGCACCACUCCACGUCAGAGGAAACAUGCAGAGCUUCAGCUCUCCAGGAGGCCGCCUCCUCUCCGAGGACCAGUUCAGCUGCUCCAUCUGUCUGGAAGUGUUCGUGGAGCCAGUCUCCACCCCCUGCGGCCACAGCUUCUGCAAGGCCUGCCUGCAGGGCUACUGGAACCACAGCAAGAAGUUCCUGUGCCCCAUGUGCAAGAAGAGCUACAGCAAGAGGCCCGAGAUGAGCGUCAACAGGGUCCUGGCGGAAAUCUCCACCCAGUUCCAGGGGCUGAUGACGGCCGGGGGAGCUGGAGGAGUUGGAGGAGCUGGGGGAGCUGGGGGAGUUGGAGGAACUGGGGCUGCCUUAAAAGGAUCCACAUUGAGUUUGAGCUCAAAUUCAGGCCAUGCAGGCUCCCAUGGGAUUGACACUGGGGAGUUUGCCCAGGCUGGGGAGGUCCCCUGUGACGCCUGCAUUGGGAGGAAGUUGAAGGCGCACAAGUCCUGCGUGAACUGCCCGGGUUCUUUCUGUGAGGCUCAUCUCAGACAUCACAAGAAGUCGAAGUCUCUGAUUUCUCAUCGUCUCAUCGAACCAACUUUCCACCUGGAGGACAAGAUCUGCAAAAAACACGAGCGUCUCCUGGAGGUGUACUGCCGCACGGACCACGUCUGCAUCUGCACGGCCUGCGCUGAAGCCACGCACAAAUCCCACGAGAUCGUACCGGCCGAGCACGAGUGGAAGAAGAAAAUGAGUAAUCUUGGAAAGAAGAGGUCAGAGGUCAAACAUUUGAUCAAGGAGAGAGCCAAGAAGCUGGAGGAAAUCAAACAAUCCAUCAAGGUGAUCAAGGCCAGCUCUCAGAGAGAGUUGGAGGAGAGCUGGCAGGUGUACGCAGAGCUGCAGCGGAUAGUGGAGCAGAGUCAGGCGGAGCUGGUGGAGCAGAUCGCCACGAGGCAACGGGAGGCCGAGCGGCACGCUCAGGAAUUGGCCCGGGGUCUGGAGAACGAGCUGAGCCAGCUGAGGAGGAGGAGCAGCGAGCUCGACGCGUUCGCACAGACGCAGGACAGAGUCGUCUUCCUGCAGAACAUAGUGGCCCUGUCAGCCUCUCCUGAGCCUGCUGAUUGGUCGGCGGUGAGCAUCAACACUGACCUGUACUUGGGAACCAUCCGUGCCUCUGUCACCAGCCUCGUUGAAAAGUUCCAGGAGGAGCUGAAGAGGCUGUAUGGAAAAGAGCUCCGGAAGGUGCAGAACUAUUCAAGUGAGGUGAUACUGGAUCCUGCCACGGCUCAGAGGAACCUUGUUGUUUCCGAAGACGGUCGCCAGGUGAGGUAUGAAGAGCGCAAAAUCUCCCACUCGGAGGGCCCGAAGCGCUUCAGCCCCGCCCUCUUCGCCCUGGGCAGAGAAGGCCUCAGCUCCGGUCGGCACUACUGGGAGGUGGACGUGGCGCGCAAGACCGCCUGGACGCUCGGGGUAGUCAGCGCCUCGGCCCGUCGCAAGGGUGAGAUCAAGCUGAAUCCCGAGGGGGGGUACUGGUGCCUGUGGCUGAAAAACGGGGAGGUGAAGGCGCUGGAAUCGUCCCGCCUGCCUCUGCAGCUGCCGUCCCAACCCGGUAAAGUGGGAAUCUUCCUGGAUCACGAAGGAGGCCAUAUUUCUUUCUAUGAUGUGAAGGCACGUCUGCAUCUUCACACCUUCACCCACACCUUUAACGAGAGCAUGUAUCCCAUCUUCAGCCCUUGCCUCAUCCAUGAUGGGAAGAAUUCUUCUCCACUUGUAAUCACACCUGUUAAACACACCUGAGCUAGCCAGUGUUCCCUCAACUUUCUCAUAAAACCAUUUAAAAAAAUGUUUAGAACAAAUGAAGAUGUGACGACCCUGUUAAAAAAAAAAAAAAAUUAUCAAGUGGUUUAGUCUGUUAUUUAUGGAAGCCCGUUUCCGCCAGUUUAAAAAAAAAAAUU
Molecule: messenger RNA, 1959 nt
Organism: Notolabrus celidotus (New Zealand spotty)
Lineage: Eukaryota; Metazoa; Chordata; Actinopteri; Labriformes; Labridae
Product: nuclear factor 7, ovary-like
Exons: 8
Coding region: 50-1801 (583 amino acids)
Molecular function (GO): zinc ion binding; protein binding
Source: RefSeq, a predicted model, not a curated record